Messenger RNA from Danio aesculapii, 1256 nucleotides. RefSeq names its product endothelin converting enzyme 2a (gene ece2a). NCBI's taxonomy places the organism in Eukaryota, Metazoa, Chordata, Actinopteri, Cypriniformes, Danionidae. Bases 139 to 870 code for a protein of 243 amino acids. The transcript is spliced from 4 exons. The record is from RefSeq and is a predicted model, not a curated record. Gene Ontology annotation, molecular function: S-adenosylmethionine-dependent methyltransferase activity.
AUAAAAAAAACACACACGUGUGUUGUGUCUGUCUUGUCAGAUCCAGAAAUCCCACAGAUCUCUAUUUGUUUGUACUCACAAAUGUUUUGAAGGCACGUUUAAUUACACCUCAAACAGAUAACAAGACUGACUCGGAAUAUGGAAUAUUUGCCGGACUCUAACGCCAGAUAUAAAGAUGUGGAUUACUGGAAUGAGCGGUACAGGACGGAGGAAAGCUUCGAGUGGUUCGGAGACUUCACCAAAUUCGAGCAUCUGCUUAAACAACACGUGGGAAUUGAAGAAAACAUUUUGAUGCUGGGUUGUGGUAACAGUGCUCUGAGCUAUGAUAUGUGCCAGGCCGGCUACAGCUCCAUCACUAAUGUGGAUUACUCCAGCGUCUGUGUGGAGAGUAUGGCGGAGAAACACAAGGACUGCGCUCAGCUCAGCUGGCUGUGUAUGGACGCUCGUCGACUGGCCUUCCCCGAUGGCGUGUUUGAUGUGGUUUUGGAGAAGGGGACUCUGGACGCCAUGCUAGUAGAAGAGACUGACCCGUGGAAGAUCUCGGAGAACGCAGCUCGACUGCUGCACCAGGUUCUCCUAGAGGUCAGUCGUGUGUUGAAACCUGGAGGCCGUUUCGUCUCCGUCACGUUCGCGCAGCCACAUUUCCGCAAGAGACUCUACGCUCGAGAAGAGUAUGACUGGUCCAUCAAGCACUAUCACUACGGCAGCAACUUUCACUACUUCCUGUAUGUUCUGACCAAAGGGGAGGAGCUUAGCCCAGAGGAUGCCGCCCUGGAGAGGAGAUUCGCCGAAGAAGCAAAGGCUCCGCCCACAUAUGUAAGAUUUCAGGAAGCAGACUCUGAGGACUUCCUGAAUAACAUCAGAUUAUAGGUACUCAGAUAGGAUUUGUUACUUAGAAGACUGCUGAAAGUUGUUUAGGGUGUUUUUUAGGGUGCAAACAAACAAUUUAACCAAAAGUAAUCUUUUAUUUACUCUCAAAUUGUCCCAAAUUUAUCUGAUUUUAUUUCCUCAAUGGAAUAAGAAAUUUUUUUUUUUUUACUCUUUCAUGCAUUUUUCAUGAGUUUUUUUUUGUGACUGUUACCAUAGAUAUAUACACUAGAUAUCGCAUAGGACCCUGAGCAUGCAUCAAUAUCGCCACCAAAUUUGUACAGUGCUCCCAGGACAAAAGUCAUUCAACAGCACUAGUCAAGAUUAAAGCCAAUGUGAAGAUGCUGGACUUUAGCGCUGUGUACGAGUGUAGUAACGAGAAAACAAAG